Dicentrarchus labrax (European seabass) is the source of this 441-nucleotide messenger RNA. RefSeq names its product piercer of microtubule wall 1 (gene pierce1). Gene Ontology annotation, cellular component: axonemal microtubule. The coding region runs from base 33 to 401 and encodes 122 amino acids. Lineage: Eukaryota; Metazoa; Chordata; Actinopteri; Moronidae. The record is from RefSeq and is a predicted model, not a curated record. Gene Ontology annotation, biological process: axoneme assembly. The transcript is spliced from 3 exons.
UUGUUAGUAACUGGUGUUUUGAACAGUCAGUCAUGGAGGAUCAGAAAGUUCAGACCUGCGACUUUUACAGAACGGAUCCAAACCUGCCGCACAGGUUCAACAACCCGGACUGUUUCCAUGGUAGCAGUCAGAAAAUCAGUCACCCACUUUAUCGAACAUCGAACCAAACUUAUGGCAGCAAGAUGCCGACUGUGCAUGAGAUCCAGACUGUGUUUAAAGCGAACUCCAGUCACUUCUCGAAGGCAAUGCUGCGGAGUGGGAUGUACCGCGAUCAUGGCUUCAACACGUCUGUGGAGAGGAGCAGAGUAAUGGUUUCCACAGUAACCCAGCACAACAGAGUCAACCACCAUUGUUUCUGUCACUUUGGAAACCAAAGUACUCACCAUGAUGGAAACAAGUAACAAAACAGUCUGUAAUCGUUAAUAAAAGAGUGAAGUAAGA